This is a messenger RNA of Eurypyga helias (sunbittern), 1984 nucleotides long. Its product is annotated as sodium- and chloride-dependent betaine transporter-like. Bases 161 to 1984 code for a protein of 607 amino acids. The record is from RefSeq and is a predicted model, not a curated record. The transcript is spliced from 16 exons. Gene Ontology annotation, biological process: sodium ion transmembrane transport. NCBI's taxonomy places the organism in Eukaryota, Metazoa, Chordata, Aves, Eurypygiformes, Eurypygidae. Gene Ontology annotation, cellular component: membrane.
AUGGUGCAUAAAUGGAGACAACAGAGUAAGAUUGACAUUUUAACGUGGGAUAUGUAAUCCUGUGAAGUAAAGACCCCCCAAAUAUCUGUGGAUUCCCUGCCUGGACUCCAGUGGGACGGGACGGGCUUGCCUGAGGGAGACCUGUGUGGGGUUCAGAGCCAUGACGAGAGCUGCGGCCAAGGAAGGAGAGCCCAAUGGGGCCACCGUAGUUUCUGAAGAGAUGAAAAGGGAUGCAAUAGAAGAGAGAGGCCAGUGGAGCAGCAAAAUGGAGUUUGUGCUGUCUGUGGCAGGGGAAAUCAUCGGUCUGGGUAACGUGUGGAGGUUCCCAUACCUCUGCUACAAGAACGGCGGUGGAGCUUUCCUCAUCCCUUACCUCAUCUUCCUCUUCACCUGUGGUAUCCCCCUGUUCUUCCUGGAGACGGCGCUGGGGCAGUACACCAGCCAGGGAGGGGUGACAGCCUGGAGGAAGAUCUGUCCCCUCUUUGAAGGAAUUGGAUAUGCCUCACAAGUCAUUGAAUGCUAUCUGAAUAUCUACUACAUCAUCAUCCUGUCCUGGGCACUCUUCUACCUGUUCAGCUCCUUCACUGCAGUGCUACCUUGGGCCAGCUGCAAUAACCCCUGGAACUCAGAUCUCUGUGUGGACAUUCUGAAUAUCUCCAGCCUGGACAACAGGACCUUGCCUGCGAACGCCACCUCCCCAAUGAUUGAGUUUUGGGAGAAUCGAGUCCUGGGACUCACGGAUGGAAUUCACAAUCUGGGCACUGUGCGCUGGGAGCUGGCUCUGUGUCUCCUGCUGGCGUGGAUCAUCUGCUACUUCUGCAUCUGGAAAGGGGUCAAGUCCACUGGCAAAGUUGUUUACUUCACCGCCACCUUCCCCUACGCGAUGCUUAUCAUCCUGCUGGUGCGAGGCGUCACGCUGCCUGGUGCUGCCGAGGGGAUCCUCUUCUACCUCAAGCCGGACAUUUCCAGGCUGGCAGACCCGCAGGUCUGGAUGGAUGCAGGCACUCAGAUCCUCUUCUCUUACGCCAUCUGCCAGGGGUGCCUGACUGCUCUGGGCAGCUACAACAAGUAUACCAACAACUGUUACAGGGACUGCAUCAUGCUCUGCUUCCUGAACAGUGCCACCAGCUUCGUUGCUGGCUUUGCCAUUUUCUCUGUGCUGGGCUUCAUGGCUCGAGAGCAGGGUGUACCCAUUGCAGAAGUGGCUGAAUCAGGUCCUGGCCUGGCUUUCAUAGCAUAUCCAACGGCAGUAACGAUGAUGCCUGUGUCUCAGCUCUGGUCCUGCCUCUUCUUCCUCAUGCUGAUCUUCUUGGGACUGGACAGCCAGUUCGUCUGUGUAGAAAGCAUGGUGACAGCUCUUAUUGACAUGUUUCCGGAAGUGUUUCGGAAGAAGGGGCGUCGGGAGCUGCUGAUCCUGGCCAUUGCAGUCAUAUGCUACCUGCUGGGCUUAUUGCUGGUCACUGAGGGUGGGAUGUACAUCUUCCAGCUCUUUGACUACUACGCUGCCAGUGGCACGUGCCUGCUCUUCCUGGCCAUUUUUGAAGUCAUCUGCGUAGGCUGGGUGUAUGGUGCCAACCGCUUCUACGACAACAUUGAGGACAUGAUUGGUUUCCGACCAUGGCCCUUGAUCAAGAUAUGCUGGCUGGUGGUCACCCCGGGUCUUUGCUUGGCUGUCUUCCUGUUUUCCCUGAUCAAGUAUACACCCUUGAAAUACAACAAUUCCUACGUGUACCCGGACUGGGGCUACGUGGUGGGCUGGCUGAUGGCACUCUCCUCCAUGGUCUGCAUUCCUCUCUAUGCCAUCUUCAUCCUCCUGAAAACCAAAGGACCUCUGAAGCAGCGGCUGGUGCAGCUGAUUUCCCCAGCGGAGGAUCUGCCGCAGCCAAAGAAGUACGUAGCAGGUCUGUCCGGAAUGAAGUGCAGCGGAUGGUCAGCCCCGGUCCAGGAGGUACUCAGCAUCACAGAGAGAGAAACCCACUUCUAA